Molecule: messenger RNA, 1470 nt
Organism: Daucus carota subsp. sativus
Lineage: Eukaryota; Viridiplantae; Streptophyta; Magnoliopsida; Apiales; Apiaceae
Exons: 4
Coding region: 1-1470 (489 amino acids)
Source: RefSeq, a predicted model, not a curated record
AUGAAUUUGUGUGUAAACUGUAAACUAGGCACAAGCUUUCUGUCUUCUAUUGAAUGCUCAAAUGAGGCUCAUACCGCCAAGUUCAUAUUUGAGUACGUGGAUAAAUAUAUUCAAGAAGUUGGAUCAAACAAUGUUAUCCAGGUGGUGACGGAUAAUGCCUCAAAUAACAUGGCUGCAGCGAAGCUAUUGAGAGAAAAAAGACCACAUAUAUUCUGGACUUCAUGUGCUACACAUACACUGAAUCUUAUGCUUGAGGCCAUAGAAUUUCCAGCUUUUUGUGCUCUGCUUUGGUCCAUUUUAUGUGCUGCUUUAGUCCAUUUUCUGUACAGUUUUUGUGCCCUGUUUUCUGCACUGGUUUGCUGCUGUUUAAGUCCAUUUCCUGCAGGAAAAACUCCAAAAUUCAAGUUUGUGAUUGACAAAGCAAAGGCUCUGACCAUUUUUAUCUAUGCGCACCAUAAGACCUUGGCCUUGAUGAGAAAGUAUACUAAUAAAAGAGAUAUUGUGAGGCCGGGAGUUACACGAUUUGCAAGUUCUUUUCUUACCAUGCAAAGUAUAUUGGAGAAAAAAGAAAAGCUGAAAUUUAUGUUUCUCUCGGAGGAAUGGGGUCAGUGCAAAUUCUCAACUAGUGCUAAAGGUGUGGCUUCUUAUGCGACAAUUGUUAAUCAAUCCUUUUGGACUAAUCUUGCAAUGUGUUUUGAGUUGUUCAAACCUUUAGUAAAGGUUCUAAGACUUGUUGACGGAGAUUGGCGUCCAUCUAUGGGUUUUGUAUAUGGUGAACUCAAAGAUGCCAAGAAAGAAAUUAUUAAACUUUGUAAAGAUACAAAAGAGAUAUACGAGCCCAUUAUCCAAAUCAUAGACUCGAGGGCUAAGGACCGACUUGAUAGUCCUUUACACUUAGCCGGCUACUUGUUAAAUCCUUAUUACUACUAUCGAGAUGACGAGGCACAAAAAGAUCCGGCAUGUAUGACAGCUAUUUUAACAUGUGUUGAAGCAUUCUUCCCGGAUAAUUUUCAUGUCCAGCACCUGGUUUCUAAUAUUGAGUUGCUGAAAUAUAAAGGAAUGGAGGGAAUGUUUGGAAAAAAAUUAGCAAAAAUGGGUAGAAUGACCAAUAAUGAUACUUUUGAUAUUCAUACCAAAAAGAGGAAUAGAUUAGAUGCGGCAAGAAUGAGCCAUCUAGUAUAUGUGCAAUUUAAUUCAAAACUUUUCAACAAGAAAAAGAAAAUGAAAGAAAAAUAUGAUGUAUUGAUAGCUAAUGAUGCUAGCAUGGCUCAAGGAUGGAUAGUUGAAGGGGGUGAUGAUGAAGAAGAGCUUUCCCAAGAUUCUAACAUCACAAGUGAGGAAAUUGGUACUGAAGUAACUAGAAGGAAUGUUCGAGAACUUGAUGAAGAAGAUUUCGAAUUAGAAGAUGAAACUAAUGACAAUGAAAAUCUCACAUUUGAUUUUGAGGAUUAUGAUCAACAGGGAUGGUGA